Molecule: messenger RNA, 678 nt
Organism: Trichosurus vulpecula (common brushtail)
Lineage: Eukaryota; Metazoa; Chordata; Mammalia; Diprotodontia; Phalangeridae
Product: C-C motif chemokine 4-like
Exons: 3
Coding region: 65-340 (91 amino acids)
Biological process (GO): inflammatory response; immune response; cellular response to interleukin-1
Cellular component (GO): extracellular region
Molecular function (GO): CCR chemokine receptor binding; chemokine activity
Source: RefSeq, a predicted model, not a curated record
CAGAACUCUAGAGUCUCUUAGCUUGUGCUCUGUUCCUCCAAGACUCUUCUCUCCUCUCAGGACAAUGAAGGUCUCUGUGGCUGCCCUCUCCAUCCUCCUGAUCAUGGCCUUCAGCUCUCUGGCAUCCUCUGCACCAAUGGGCUCUGACCCUCCCACAUCUUGCUGCUUCUCCUAUGUGAGCCAACAAAUCCAAAGAAAAUUUGUGACAGACUAUUAUGAGACCAGCAGCCUGUGUUCCCAGCCAGCUGUGGUGUUCCAGACCAAAAGAGGCCGGCAGGUGUGUGCCAACCCCAAUGAUGCCUGGGUUCAGAGCUAUGUGGAAGACCUGGAGCUGAACUGAGGGGCUCAGGGCUCUUGGACAAUGACUCUUAAAGGGAAUUGGACCAAGCUGAGGAAUUCCAGAGGCAGAUGCAAUUUCCCCAAAUUCCAGCCUUUAGGAUAUCCUCUCCCCCAUUGUAAUUCAUUCUUAUCUGUGAGAUUUAUUUAUUUAUGUAAAUUAUUUGGUGGCCACUUUGGUUAUUUAUUAGCACUAUUAUUCUACUUCUGGAAGACAUCUGUCCCCCAUGGGGACCUUUCUUGGCAGCUUAGCCUCUGUUCCUUUGAGUCCUGGGGUCACCUGUGGAUUCCAUGAAUAUCCGUUGGACAAAGAUUUCAGAAUAAAACUUUCUAAAGCAUUAA